This is a messenger RNA of Effrenium voratum, 2512 nucleotides long. The record is from the annotation of a GenBank genome assembly. Lineage: Eukaryota; Dinophyceae; Suessiales; Symbiodiniaceae.
UUUGGGUUCCGUCUUUUGCCCCCCCUUUUGUGGGGACAGAUUGUGGACUUGGGGUCAAUACCCCUCUUUUCGUAGGCGGGUUUCUGCAGCUGGGAGCCAGCCAUGAAGUCUCGAUUUAUUUUCACGCAGGUAUGGGUGUUUUUCCUCCUGAGGCUGCGGGUGUCUACGGGGGCAACAACCUGCGCCUCCAGGGAGCCCUUGGUGUGGAAGAUUGAGCAGGGCAAGCGCUUUGCCUACAUCGCGGGGAUUUCGCACAUCCCCUCCAGCAAGACGCCUCCCCUUGAAGGAGGGCCACUGGCGGAGGCAUUGUCCUGCUGCGACGUGGCCUACUUUCCCACUGGCUGCUCCUUGGCCGAUAAGAGCAACGUGACGGGGGUGGGGCACUACAUGUCCCACUGUUCCUACUACCCCGUGCUGCGGCAAAAGGACACCAUAGCGGAGCGGCUGGCGCCGCAGACCCUCACGGAUUUGCAGGGGGCACUGGACAAGUUGGUCCAGUACGCUCCGCCAGCUUGCAAGUCCACCGCGGCAGAGUUUCAAGCGUCGGUGCAGAACUUGAAUUCCACCGACUACCGGCUUACACUGCUCUCUGUCUUUCACAGAGGCCUCGAGGCCAUCAACCCCUUGUGGUGCGUCGACCCGGGUGCCAAGACGCUGGACACCUACCUGCGCCAGGAGUGGGGCCAGCGGAAGCCUAUCUUUGGCCUUGAAGACAUCGCUGUGGAAUGCCAGGCCUUUCAAGGCCACGACGUCGAGCAAGACCAGGAUUUGGCGAGGUACAUGGCAUCGCAUUUCACCGACGAGUGGCUCACUCAGAAGUCCAACCUGGAGGAAGGCAUGGAGGAGGUGAUGAAGUGCGGGGAUUUGACCAACUUGAGGAAGCUGGUGGACCACAUGAAGGACCUUCCCUUGCGCAGCGUGGCCGACCUGCAGCAAAGGAAUCACAACCUCGCCUUUGGCGUGAAGAAAGCCUUGGAGGCCAAUCCGGGCAAGAACGUGUUCUUCGCUGUCCCUGUGACACAUUUGGUGGAUGCUGCGGGCCACACGGGGGUCCUGUCGCUCCUUUCCAAGGAGGGGCUGCAGCCGCAGCGCCAGUUGACGCCUUCGGGCUGCCAGGCGUCCAGCUGGGAAGCGCCCGGAGCUGCGGCGCUGGACCAUUGCCUCAAGCCGCCCGCGCAGUCGCAGCCGCCAUCCUGCAUCCAGUUCGAGAAACAGUUUGGUCAGAUCUUGGGGAAGGACAUGCUGCAUGGAAGGAAGGUGGUGCCAGGACCAAAGUGCGCCGAGUGUGUGAACUCCACGUCUUCUUGCAAGUGCGAGAUGAAGUGGACAAACUACGAUAGUUUUGUGAACCUCUGCGAGAGCACGCAAGUGGAUGGCUCUCAUGGGAAGGUGUACUAUCUGGACAUGAUCCGCAACCCGGGUUCCACACGAGAUGGGCAGGCAUUGGCGGAAAAGACCGUGGGUGGCUUGUAUCAGAACUGCUAUGCUGCUAGCUGUGACAUUCCCAUCAUCCAGGAGAUGGCGACGCGGAAGUGGUACAAGAACGACGGCUCCCUGGACGUGGGCUCCGUGAUGGUGAGGACGUUGGGCCAGCCCUUUGGCGUGGAGGUCAAUGAAGGCUCCGGUGGCCUGCCCUGGUGGCCCUGGAUCUUCGUGGUGCUCGCCUUCGUGGGCUGCAUCUACGGCUUGCUGAGGCUUUUCCACAUGCCCAAAAGGGGCGCGCGCAACAAAACAGGGAGCAUGGACGGCAGCUUCGACUAUGCCAAGGGCGACCUGAGCGAGAUGCAACCGCUGAAGCCUCCGCUGAACGCGGCGGCUCGGGAGAUGAUCGACAACCGGCCUGUGAGGGAUGUGCAGAACUUGGGGACUUUGCCCAGCGGCGUGGACAUCCAGAUGCCGGACAUGUCGUUUCAAGCGUCCCAGCAGCUGCCUCGGAUUGGCUCUCCGUCGGCCGCGCGGAUGCAAGCUGGGGGGAGCUCAGGCUCUCCCUCCAACAGGCCGCCACCGCCACCGCCGGUGGGGUACCCUCCUCGUUAUGCUCCCUCCUCGCCGGUGUCAUCUGCCGCGGGCAGUUUGCAUUUGUCUGGGGGCCAGGGCAGCCUGGGCUACCAGCAGGGCUACCAGUACCAGAGGCCUGCUGUGGCUGCCGUGCCUGCGGGCUACGCCGGCCAACGGGAUGGGUCCCUAAUCGCCCUGUCACAGCACAUGGCCUCGCAAAUCGAGAGCUCCGGGGCUGAAGCGAUUAGAAGCUUGCGGCAUGGGCAGCCGGGACAGCCUAUGCCGCAGGGACAGCCUAUGCCGCAGGGACAGCCUAUGCCACAGGGACAGCCUAUGCUGCAGGGACAGCCUAUGCCAUAUAGCUACAUGCAAUCGCCGACGCCCAUGUACCAGCCAGUCCAACAGGCGCGCUGAGACUCCUGACCGCCAAUCUUCAUGCCAUGCGCAAGAUGACAAGGCAAGCUUGGGGUUACUUAGGAUCUGUUUUCACCCACCCUUCAUUCGGAAUUCGGAC